This is a messenger RNA of Paramecium primaurelia, 1487 nucleotides long. Lineage: Eukaryota; Ciliophora; Oligohymenophorea; Peniculida; Parameciidae. The record is from the annotation of a GenBank genome assembly.
AUGAAUUAUGAAUAAAUUUUGCCUAUAUAUAUUUUGGAUAAUAUUAGAUAGAAGAUACUCAAGUAAUAUGAAGAAAUAAACGAAAAUAAUGUUAAUCCAUAUAUAAUAGAUAUGUAUGCAGAUAUGAUUUAAUCUGAUGAUAUUGUUAAGUAACAUUAUGGUCUUGUUGCUAUAAGAAAAUUAAUCAGCACUAAUUAAAAUCCAUUUGAUAUUACACAAUCUAUAAUAGAAAAUAAUUUGGUUCCAAUUUUGAUAUAAAUACUUGAUUAGAAUUCUAAUUCACUUUUUAUUUUUGAAGCUAUUUGGAUUUUAACUAAUAUAUCUAGUGGAACAAAUGAAUAAACACAAAUUGUUGUAAAAUAUGGUGGAAUACCAAGUAUAUUAAAACAUUUGAAUUCAAUACAUUUGUCCCUCAUCGAAUAAGUAUGUUGGGCAAUGGGGAAUAUAGCUGCAGAGGAUAUAGAAUUUAGAAAUUAAAUAAUUGAAUUGGGUGGAUUAUUAAAAUUUAUUGAAAUUAGUGAAUAACUUAAAUAAAAUAAUAAUAAAUAAUUAGUAAAAUUAUGUUCAUGGACUAUUAGUAAUUUAUGUAGAAGAAAUCCAACUCCAACCAUUUAAGUAUUUUUAUAAAUUAAAUAUGUAGAAAUAUAAGGUACCAUUGAUCAAAUAUUUCUCUUGUAUAAUUUAAGAAUAUGAUGAUGAUGAAACUUUGACAGAUUCUUGUUGGGCAUUAUAAUAUAUAAGUGAUUCAAAUAAUGAAUUAGUGGAUCCACAUUAAUAAAUUAUCAAUACAGGAAUAAUUCCUAAACUUAUAUCCAUACUGAGAAAUAGUUAAGUUAAUUAAAUAAUAUUCCCUUGUGUAAGAAUAAUUGGUAAUAUUCUAACAGGAAAUGAUUCUUAAACAGAUUAUAUAUUAAAUAAUGAUAUUCUGGAUGUAUUUUUUCAUCGUUUGAAGAAUACUCGAUUAAAGGAUCUAAAAAGAGAAGUAUUAAUAAUAAAAGAAGUAUUUAGAUUUGUUGGAGUAUAUCUAAUAUAACAGCUGGUAACCUUAAUUAGAUAAUAAGAGUGUUAGACAACAAUAAUAUCAUGAUUUUAUUGUUUCAAUUAUUUAAAUCAUCCAGUUUUGAAGUCUAAACAGAAAUAGCCUGGAUUUAUUCUAAUGCUAUGAAAGAAAUAAAAUACUAAGAUACAAUGAAAUUGAUAGAAAUGGGAAUAUUGGAGAUAUUUGCAACAACAUUGAGACUUUAAAGAACUUCAUCUAAAUAGAAAUAAGAUAUUCUUAUAUCAUUAGAUAGUUUAUUUUAAAAUAGUAUUUAAAUUAAUAAAUUUUAGUACGUUAACUUUAUGGAACAGAAUAAGAGUACAUAUUGGAAUUCUUUAGAAAACUUAACCAAAUAUAAAAAAGACAAGAAAAAAAUUAAGAUUAGAACAAUUAGUAUAAAAUUGAAUAAGAAUAUUAUACUAAAUGGAAGAACUUAAUAUAAAAUUGA